This is a messenger RNA of Plodia interpunctella (Indianmeal moth), 1809 nucleotides long. RefSeq names its product UPAR/Ly6 domain-containing protein CG9338-like. Bases 99 to 566 code for a protein of 155 amino acids. The record is from RefSeq and is a predicted model, not a curated record. The transcript is spliced from 4 exons. Lineage: Eukaryota; Metazoa; Arthropoda; Insecta; Lepidoptera; Pyralidae. Gene Ontology annotation, biological process: sleep; positive regulation of voltage-gated potassium channel activity; regulation of synaptic transmission, cholinergic.
CGUCUCUCUGCCGGCUCGGGUGCGCCCUCAGUCUCCAUCCGACGGUCACCACACGACAUCGUCUGUUCCCGUGAAAGUGAAAAAUCUGAUUUCCCACCAUGGCCCGAAGUGCAGUCACCUUACUGAGUUUGGCGGUUUUGCUAGCCAUCGUCAAAUUAGGUUCAUCAACAAUGUGCUAUCAGUGUAACUCACAAUCACAGACUGAAUGCGGGGAUCCAUUCAAAAAGGAAAAAAUUAGACUAGUGGACUGUAACAAUGAAGCUGAUGUUCUGGGCUACAACAACCAAUAUCUGAGGCCGCUGCUGGCAGGCUUCUCGUACAACAUCGCCGGCGCCACCAAAUACUGUCACAAAAUUGUUACACAAACGGGCACCGUGCUGCGAGUCUGCUUGGAAGACAACCCCUCUGCCAUGAACACGACCUGCCAACUCCUCGCAAAGUCCCAAAAUAUUAAACACUGCAGUGUGUGCGACAAGGACAACUGCAACGGAGCUGGGUCUCUAUCUGCGUCUCUCUCGCUCGCUGUAGCAGCACUUUUCGCUUCGUACCUCUUCCUGAAACAUUAACAGGGACAAUUGUAACAACAGAUAUGGACUUCUUAAAGUGGUCUUGUAUGCUACAUGUCAAUGCUGUGCUAUUUAUACCAGAAUUAUUAUAACAAUGGAUAUUUAUAUAGUAUAAAAUUCAAGACCAGUAAAACGUAUAAUCGUUCUGUUUCUGUCACCCGCAUGAAAACAUAUCGCCAUCGCGGUUACACAACUGCAUUCAAGUGUCGUUAUAACAUGAACUUAUUUUUUUAGUUUUAUAAACAUAUGUACUUUAACACAUAAUGUCCCAGUUUUGGUACACAAUUGAUCAUAGCUAUCUAGUACUAAGUGUGAUUAUAUUGAAUAUAAUUUUUUAAAUCUUAUUUUGUGUCCCACUGCUGGGCAAAGGCCUCCUCUUUCGCUUCCACAACUAUCUGAUUCAAUGCGGUUUAUAUUUAAUAUAACAUAUAUCAAAAUAUUUAGGCACAUAACUCUACUGACAAUAUCUAUGAGAUUAAAGUGUCAUAAUAUGAUAGUAUUAUAAACCUGAUAAUUGAUUGAUUUAAAACGUGUCUCAGAUAUAAUAUAUUCUACCUAUCAGCUGCUAAAUGUUAGUCUAUUUUUGAUGAUUGGUUAAAAUUGUAUAAAGAUAACUUUUCACCAAUUUGCACAUUCAUUAGAUUUUCGGCUUUAUUGUGUUUAUUCGAGACUGUUACAUGCAUAUAUAGAUGUUUUAUAAUAAAAACUUAUAUCUGUUAACUGAUAUCUAUUAGUAUAGAAUAUAGAUAUACUAGGACGUUCACAUGACUACUUAAAACAAUGGAGAAAAUUUACACAUGUAAGAAGUUCCGUUAAUUGUGAUCGUUUCAUUUCAAUGUGUGAAAGCAAGAUCAAGCUAAUAGAGAUAUUUAAAAAUGACACAAUAAAAUAUAAAUACGAUACAAAAUCCUUUAUUACACAUAAAACACAUUACACAGUAAAACCUUAAAAUUAUAUGAGCAAAUUGCCUUAUCGCUGUGAACAAUUUCUUGAAGAAAAAUAUAUUUUAGAAAAUAAGUCUAAAUUUGCGGGUUGCCUGAAGCAAUUAAUAUAUAAAUACAUAUGACUGCUUUGAAACAGUAGAAAAGUGAUCUUAGAAGACCGUCCAAUAUCUGCGUUGUUACAUUAAGAAGCUUGUUGAGUAGUUAUUGUAAGAACUAGGCAAUAAGACUGUAAGAUAUUAAUUUGCGAAUAAAGUGCUAACAGGAAUUGUAAUCUGAAAAUAAAUGUUUUUUUUUCUAAA